Molecule: messenger RNA, 3722 nt
Organism: Melopsittacus undulatus (budgerigar)
Lineage: Eukaryota; Metazoa; Chordata; Aves; Psittaciformes; Psittaculidae
Product: NACHT, LRR and PYD domains-containing protein 12-like
Exons: 8
Coding region: 554-3469 (971 amino acids)
Cellular component (GO): cytoplasm
Molecular function (GO): protein binding
Source: RefSeq, a predicted model, not a curated record
AACAGGAGCAGGGACCGGAGCAACAGGUCACUGCAAACACAGGGAUAAUAGAGCAGCAGGGACAUGAGACCGAAGAAGCCAGGACAUCCCCACGCGUUGCAUCCCUGGGAGCACACAGCCCUGGUACCCUCCUCAGUGCGAUGCUCUCCCCAUAGCGCAGCACAGGCACUAUUCCCUCUGUCAGCUCUCUUUUAGGCUGUUUUGGGGGCAGAUUUCACCUUGUGAGCUCCUUUCCAGCCCCAGCUCCUUUGGUAUCAAAGGACACCCCUUUAAUAUCAAACCUAGCAGGACCAUCCCCACCUCCUUCCCUUGGGAAGAUGAUCAACGGGAUGCUGUUUGCUCCUAUUGCAGCCAUAGGAGCCAUAGGAGACAUAGGAGACAUUGACCCCCUCCAAGCAGAGCACAAAGCAAAACCAGCACCACAAACCCUGCAGGAGGAAGAGGAAACCGGAUCAAACCCUGCUGGGGAGGGCUCAGGCUCCUGCCGAGGCUGAAGGCUGAUGAGGAUGCUGCUGCUUCCCCUCCUCCCUCCCGGCAGCGCCGCUUCCGGCACAUGGCUCCGCAUCUCCAUGCUUGGAGGAGCCCGGCUGCAGCAUCGGAGCCCAGCAUCCAUCCCGGCCCCUCCGGGAGCAGUGGGAUCGGGAUCGGGAUCAGCGCAGCCAAGGGGAUCGCAGGGUACACCCGGAUGGCAGAGGAGGAGCCGGUGGUACCUGGCCUCCUGCGGGCACUGCAGGCUCUCACCCUGAAGGACUUCCAGGAGUUCAAGAUGAAGCUGUUGGAGGUUUGUAUGGAAGGAGGCUGGAAAAUCCCUAAGGAUGCACUGGCCAAAGCUGCCCAUCCGGGUGCAUUGGUUGGAUGCAUGGGGGAGAGAUACAGCGAGGAUGCGGCGAUGGAGAUAGUGAUUGGGGUGCUCCGAGAGAUGAACAUGGGAGACCUUGCUGAGGAGCUGCUGGGAGAGAUGGUGAAAGAGCACAGGCAGAAGUACAAGGAGCACAUUGUCCAGAGCUUCCUCCGGUACAAAGAGGUGUCCUCAUGUCCUGGGGAGAGCAGCUCCAUCCGGAGCCACUUCACCCCCCUGACCAUCACCAGGAACCCUCGGAGCCAGCGUGAAGCUGUGGACAUCAGCCAUGGAUGCAAUGACACCAGCAAUGGCCCAGCCACCAUCUCCACACUGUUUAACUCCAAUGGAGAUGGGCAAACCCCACAGGUCGUGGUGCUGGUGGGAGCCCCAGGGAUGGGGAAGACGAUGGCAGUGAGGAAGGUGAUGGUGGAGUGGGGACAAGGCACCAUGUACACUCAGUUUGACUACAUCUUCUGCAUAGACUGCAGAGACGUGGCCCUUCCUAAGGAGGCCAGUGUGGCAGAGCUGGUGUCCUGGUGCUGCCCGCACCGGAGGGCACCGGUUGGGAAGAUCCUGGAGGACCAGAAGAGGAUCCUGUUCAUUCUCGAUGGCUUUGAGGCCUUGGGAUGUGCCUUGGUCCAGCCUGAAGAGCUGAGCUCUGAGCCCAGGGCAGUGAAGCCGCUGGAAGUCACCCUGAUGAGCUUGAUGAGGAAGACUCUUGUCCCCGAGUCCUCCUUGCUCAUCACCACGAGGCCGAUGGCUCUGCAGAGCCUGGGGCAGUGCCUGCAGGGGGAGGAGUACAUGGAUAUAAUGGGGUUUUCCAUAGCCACAAGGGAGGAAUACUUCCACAGGUACUUUGGGAACGACCCCAAGGCGGAUAUGGCCUUUGGGUUUGUCAGAGCCAACGAGAUCCUUUACAGCUUAUGUAGCAUCCCCAUCGUGAGCUGGACCGUCUGCACCAUCCUGAAGCAAGAGCUUCGCAAGGAGAAGGACCUCAUGGAGGGCUCCAAAGGCAGCACAUGGAUGAGUGUGUUGUACCUCUCCUGGUUAGUGAGGCACAGAGGCAAGCACAGCCCCAAGGACCUCCAGCCCUUCCUCCUCAAGCUUUGCUCCUUGGCUGCUGAUGGCAUCUGGAAGCACAAAGUCCUCUUUGAGGAGAAGGAGAUCAAGGAACGUGGCUUGGACCAACCAGACCUUCUCCCCCUCUUCCUCAAUGAGAGGAUCCCAAGGAAAGGUGAACAUGGGAACAGCUACAGCUUCACCCACCUGCACCUCCAGGAGUUCUUUGCAGCCUUGUUCUAUGUCCUGGAGGACGAUGAGGACGUGGUUGGUGACUCCAGGGGUAUCCCAAAGGACAUCAAGGUGUUGCUAGAGACCUACAGCACAUCCAGGGAGGAUCUGAACAUAACAGUGAGGUUCCUGUUUGGUUUGAUGAGCCCAGAAUCCAUCGAGUACAUGGACAACACCAUGGGGUGCAGAACUUCACCACGAGCCAAGGAGGAGCUGCUGCAGUGGCUGCAGGGCAGACAUGGAGGCACUUCCCAGCCUGGCCAAGGGAUGAAGCUGUCCCGGUUGGAUGUGUUCCACUUCUUGUUUGAGAUGAAUGAUGAAGGCUUCGCACAAAGGGCGUUGGGAGCUUUCACUGACAUGGACCUGCAGGACCUGAAGCUGACCCUAUACGACCAAAUGGCUCUUUCCUUCUGUAUCAGGCAGUGGCCUGGGCUGAGCUCUGUCACCCUGCGGGGAUGCUCCUUCCACCACCAGGACCCCAAGGAUGAGGUGGCAGCAUCAGUGUCCUGCCCUGCUCUGUUGGACACCGGAGCCCAUCCCGAUCCCAUUGCGGAGCACCAGGAGCCGCAUUCCCCCAUUGAUGUGCUCUGCAGGGCACUGCAGCAUCCGGAUACCCACCUGCGGGUGCUCCGGCUGCAGUGGUGCCGCCUGCCUGAGAGCUGCUGUGCGGCACUGGCGACGCUGCUGGCUCAGCACCGCAGCCUGGAGCGCCUGGAGAUGGGGGACACGGCAAUGGGGGACCGCGGCGUGAGCCUGCUCUGCCAGGGGCUGCGGCAGCCUGGCUGCGGCCUGCGAGUGCUGCGUCUGCGCUAUUCCCGGCUCACCAGCGCCUGCUGCCAGGACCUGGCCGCUGUGCUGAGCACCAGCCCAAGCCUGGAGGAGCUGGAUCUGUCCUUCAGCGAUGGGCUGCGGGAUGCGGGUGUGGAGCUGCUGUGCCAGGGGCUGCAGCCCCGUUCCUGCCGCCUGCGGACCCUGCGCCUGGGGAGCUGCCGCCUGACGGGCGCCUGCUGCCGAGCGCUGGCUAUGGGGACCCCCCCGCUCACCUGCCUGGACCUGAGCGACAAUGAACUGGGAGCUGAUGGGGUCCUGGAGCUCUGCCGGCGGCUCCGGAGCCCCUCCUGCCCCCUGCGGACACUGGGGCUGAGCACGGCUGGGCUGCCCCAGGAUGUGCUGCAGGACCUCACUGCCCUGCAGCAGCUGAAGCCCAGCCUGAGGGUCGGGUACCUCCUGGAGCAGGAGGCACCGCAGGCAGGGGCCAUGACCAGGCUCCCCUUCCACCGUGGGGCCCUGCCGGGCAGGAGGGUCCCCCCCAUGCUCCGGAGAGGAGCCCCCCUCUAGGACAGCCCUUGGAGCCAGCGCAGCCGUUCCCAGCCCAGUGCUUGGGGACCUGGGGGGAACCUGCUCAGGGUCUGAGCCUGCCCCAUGCAUGGGGCACAGGGAGGAGGUGCUGCCUGCAUCCUGCAUCCUGCAUCCGCUGUGGUCAGGCAGGACCGGUCACAUCCUUCCCUCUCCUGUUUCCCCAUGUGUGGGGAAUAGAUCUAUAUAGAUCUACAUAGACCCCCAUCUGUUGGUGGGAACACUCGUGUUGGUG